Molecule: messenger RNA, 1344 nt
Organism: Penicillium canariense
Lineage: Eukaryota; Fungi; Ascomycota; Eurotiomycetes; Eurotiales; Aspergillaceae
Gene: gel6
Product: putative 1,3-beta-glucanosyltransferase
Exons: 3
Coding region: 1-1344 (447 amino acids)
Biological process (GO): fungal-type cell wall (1->3)-beta-D-glucan biosynthetic process
Cellular component (GO): fungal-type cell wall; cytoplasm
Molecular function (GO): 1,3-beta-glucanosyltransferase activity
Source: RefSeq, a predicted model, not a curated record
AUGCGGUCUUCCCUCGCGCUCUCCGCGGUCCCGCUGCUGCUGGCCGGCCUGCAGGCUGCGACUGUGGGCGCGAUCCCAACCAUUUCGGCCGUGGGAUCCAAAUUCUUUUACGAGAAUGGCACCCAGUACUAUCUCAAGGGUGUCGCCUAUCAAUUGACUCCCGACGAUCCGCUAAUCGACACCGCUCAGUGCGAGCGGGAUAUCGUGCGCAUGUCCGAGUUGGGCGCCAACGCCAUCCGCGUGUACCACGUCGAUCCCCAAGGCGACCACAAGGGCUGCAUGUCGGCCUUUGCGGACGCGGGCAUCUAUCUCUUCGUCGAUCUCGACACCUUCACGACCCAGAUCGAACAGACAUCCCCUCACUGGAACGAGACCCAGCUCGACCGCUUCAAGGAGGUCUUCGAUGAGUUCCAGCAGUUCGACAAUACGGCCGGUGUCUUUGUCGGUAACGAAGUACUGACUACUGCGAAUGGCUCCCACGCUGCUCCCUACGUUCUGGCCGCCGCCCGCGACGUCAAGGCGUACCGCGACCAGAAGGGCUACCGUGCCAUCCCCGUCGGAUAUUCUGCUGCAGACAUCGCUGACUUGCGCCCCAUGCUUCAGAACUAUCUCGCGUGCUCCAAGAACGAGUCGGAGCGCCUCGACUUCUACUCGCUGAACGCCUAUGAAUGGUGCGGCCAAUCCAGCUAUGACGUCUCGGGCUACGACAUGCUGCAGAAGAACGCGACGGACUACCCCAUUCCUAUCUUCUUUUCCGAGACCGGCUGCAACACCCCGGCUCCUCGUACCUUCGACGACCAGGCCUCUAUCUUUGGCUCCAGAAUGUCCGGCACUUGGUCGGGUGCCAUCAUCUACGAGUGGAUUGAGGAAGUCAACGACUACGGCUUGAUCAGCUAUGGUCCCUCGGUGACGGGUGCCACCAACACCAUUGUUGUGGAUGGCUACACUCGCAAGGGUACCCCGACCCCGGUGUCACCGGAUUUUGACAACCUCAAGUCCCAAUGGGCUACCCUGAACCCGACGGGAGUUGCCCUUUCCAACUACAAGAAAGAGACUGCCAGCAUUGUGGCCCCGGAGUGCCCUGCCUCGACCUCUGGCGGCUGGGCAGUUGACCCAAGCUCGCCUCUGCCAACCCUGGGACAGACCUACACGACGGGGUCCUCGACCACUGGUGCGAAGGCGUCAGGCACGGACUCUACUGCCUCUGGUGCCAGUGCCAGCUCUACCUCCACCAAGAACGCCGCCGGCGCCGUAAUGAUGCAUGGUAGCACGGCCUCCGGGCAGCUGCUGACGAUUUCCAUGCUGCUCUCCGUGGGCGCGGGAGCCUUGGCCUUCUGGCUGUGA